Conger conger (European conger) is the source of this 1623-nucleotide messenger RNA. RefSeq names its product mitochondrial ribosomal protein S30 (gene mrps30). The record is from RefSeq and is a predicted model, not a curated record. Bases 45 to 1334 code for a protein of 429 amino acids. NCBI's taxonomy places the organism in Eukaryota, Metazoa, Chordata, Actinopteri, Anguilliformes, Congridae. Gene Ontology annotation, cellular component: mitochondrial large ribosomal subunit; mitochondrion; ribosome. The transcript has 5 exons. Gene Ontology annotation, molecular function: structural constituent of ribosome. Gene Ontology annotation, biological process: translation.
CCAUAAUAAACUCAAACGAGAAGAAGCAGAAGAAGAAGAAGAAAAUGGCGAUGUACAGAAGCUUGAUCAUGCGGCCACCUCUAACAAAUCGUGUGAUAAUCUUGAGGCGCAAGCGUAACCUUCAUUCACACCGUUUAAAGCCGGAGUCUGUAUAUCCCCUCAUCGUACCAUCCAAGACCGCAAAAAGUAGAAUAGCAAAGAGACAAAGAGAGGAAGAUUACAUGAAUGAAGUUCGUUCCGCAACGGUAGAUGACAAACUACGACUACUCACCAAGAUUCAGCGAAUGAAAUACAUCAUGUUCCCACAGACAUUUGCACUUAAUGCGGACAAGUGGUACCAACACUUUACCAAGACCGCAUAUUUGCAUGGUCUUCCUGAUCAAUUUUCAGUUGAAUUAAGUGAAAACACAAUGUUUCAAGUCUCAACGAAAGCGCCAGUUAACGGUGACGAUAAGGCCCUUUUAGAUCUCCGGUCCUUGGUCUGCAAUUCGAUUCUGCAGGAGAACAUGUACCUGAAGAAAACUAAAAUAUUUCUACAAAAAGAGCAGCAAACGUUCGCUUCACCGUUCCUCGGAAACCUUGUCUCUGGUAUCGCCAGCGCCUUGGCCAAAUACAGCCCUUUACUUAAAGUGUCAUGUCUCGAUUUCAAUCCACAAGUGAAUUUCUACUGGAUGAAAGGGGACAGGACUAUUCCAGCGGGACACCGGAGAGGUCGAAUAGAACCCGUCAGGUUCCAGAUUGAUGACAAACCCAACUGUCAGAUCAGGGUCCCACAACAACUUCCAGAGAUGCUGCCACUAGAGACGGAAAUUUCUGCAGAGGUUCCUGAGAUCAGAUACGGUCCUGAACUGCUUCCUUUGUAUAGGAGGCAGUAUGAAAACCGCAUUUUCACCGGGUCCAAACUUGCUGACCCUUGCAGCUAUGGCCACACGCAGUUCCACCUUGUAAUGGAUCGUUUUCUGAGGAGAAACCUUUGCAAGGCAAACCUUGAUGACCAGAUUGAGGUUCGCUUGAGGGCCAAUGCUAUUGCCAGUCUCUUUGCCUGGACUGGAGCGCAGGCUGUGUAUCAAGGUUUCUGGAGUCAUGAAGAUUUGACGAGGCCAUUUGUGUCACAAGCCAUAAUCACUGAUGGACAGUGCUUCUCUUUCUUCUGCUACCAGCUGAAUACACUGGCUUUGAAUGACUCUGACAAUCCAAGAAAGAACCUUUGCUGGGGCACUGGAAGCAUGAGGCUGUACGAAGCCAUACAGGAUGGGAAUGUGAUUGGGUUGGACAACAAUGUCCUGAAACUUCUGGUCAAGUUCUUGUUAAAUGGAGCUAAGGGAGAUAUAUGAUAUGAUGUAGGGGCGACACUGGCUCAGGCGGUAAGAGCAGUCGUCUGGCAGUCGGAAGGGUUGCCAGUUCGAUUCCACCCUGGGUGUGUCGAAGUGUCCCUGAGCAAGACACCUAAAUGCUCCUGAGGUGCUGUGAAUGGUUGAAUGAGAAGCAAUGGUGCAGCACUUUGAAUAAAGGCACUAUAUAAAUGCCAGCCAUUUACCUUUUACCAUGAUGGGAGAUAUGAAUGCAAGUCAGUGAUUUUCAGUCUGGGUGAAACAGUAAUUAAAGAUGGUGUGGUAUUCUAAA